Molecule: messenger RNA, 566 nt
Organism: Oncorhynchus gorbuscha (pink salmon)
Lineage: Eukaryota; Metazoa; Chordata; Actinopteri; Salmoniformes; Salmonidae
Product: anaphase-promoting complex subunit 11
Exons: 3
Coding region: 122-376 (84 amino acids)
Biological process (GO): anaphase-promoting complex-dependent catabolic process; protein ubiquitination; positive regulation of mitotic metaphase/anaphase transition
Cellular component (GO): anaphase-promoting complex; nucleus
Molecular function (GO): cullin family protein binding; zinc ion binding; ubiquitin protein ligase activity
Source: RefSeq, a predicted model, not a curated record
UUCUAUCCUCCACAGGCAUGGGUGGCGAUAUUUUCCCCGAUUCGAGGAUGUGACGUUAAAUGUGUCGGACCUCUCAGGAAAUGUUUUGUGUCUUCAUUUUAAAAUCCAAGGUACACGGGAGAUGAAGGUUAAAAUCAAGCAGUGGAACGGCGUGGCAUCCUGGCUGUGGAUGGCCAAUGAUGAGAACUGUGGGAUCUGCAGAAUGUCUUUUAAUGGCUGUUGCCCAGAUUGUAAGGUUCCUGGAGAUGACUGCCCAUUGGUCUGGGGCCAGUGCUCCCACUGCUUCCACAUGCACUGCAUCCUCAAAUGGCUCAACUCCCAGCAGGUCCAGCAGCAGUGCCCCAUGUGUCGCCAGGAGUGGAAGUUCAAAGAAUGAGCUCAUCCGGAGAACGUCACUUGAAUGCCUUUCAAAGACUGAGACUGAUGCGUCACAGAGGAUUGUAGGGUUUCGGAAUACAUAUGCUUCUGUUUUUUGUUGUACAUUUCCAGAAACUUUGUUUCUCUGAGGCUGUCAAAGUUUGUUUUCUGUGGAGGGGUGUGUGAAUAAAUAUGUGAUUAGGAUUUAA